CGGCGCGAGCAACCUAUAGUACUAUGGCGGACGAGACCCACAGCCAUGAGCGCCCCGAACGCGUGCGCCCGCGCCGCCUGGAGCCAGACACGACUGCAUACCUCCUCGAGGUCAAGACGUCGCUGCUCGAGAGCCUCGGUGACGACGGCGACGACACCAAGUCGAUCCUGCUCUGGAACGUCCUCGAGGAGCUGGCGCCGCGUAUCGCGAGCGCGGCCUCGGACCGCCACGCGUGCGAGAUCGUUGAAGUGCUGGUAGAGCACAUGUCGCCGCGCCAGCUGAGCUUCUUCGUGCACAAGAUGGAGGGCUACUACAGCCAUCUCUGGACGAACCGGUACUCGUCGCACGUGCUCCAGCGCAUCCUGUCCAAGGUCGGUGCCAUCGUGCAGGCCGAAGUCGACGGGUCGCUCGAGACCACCGAGGACGACGACGAACGCUCCAAGAACGUGCCGACGAUGGCGACGCUCAUCGUGGCCAUGUGCACCGAGGUCAAGGACGAGUGGAUCACGCUCGUCGACGACGUCAGCGCGUCGCACGUGCUGCGUGGCGUCCUCUGCGCGCUCGCGGGCCGCGCGCCCGUCGCCGAGAAGCGCGGCAAGAAGGGCAAGCACGGCGCCGUCAAGUUUGAGAACCUCCCGAAGAAGAGCGACGACGAAAAGCUCAACGCCGUCCAGUACACGGUGCCGGCGACGUUUACGUCGACACUCACCGACAUUGUCGAGGUCAUGAUGGACGCGCCCGACCACAAGCUCGCGGAGCUCAUGUUCGACCACCACGCGGGCCCGUUCCUCUCGAUCGCGGUCCGCGUCUGCCCCGAUGCGCUGCGGCAGGAUCUCGUCUUCCGCCUCCUCAACUGGGACGACGAAGAGUCGUCGAAGAAGCGCUUUUAUGACUACGCCGGCGACACGGUCGCGAGCCACUUUCUCGAAGCGCUGUGCCAAACGGCGUCCGAAGACCUCUGGACGAGCGUGUUUGAUCGCUGCAUGCAGAGCCGGCUGCUCGAGUUCUCCGAGCACGCGAUCUCCAACUAUGUGGUGCAGAACUUCAUCUCGCACGUGCCGACGGCUGCGUACGCCGAGAUUGUCCUCGACGAAAUGAAAGAUGCACUCUGGACGCUGCUCUCGAUGCACCGCCCGGGUGUCAUCUGGCGUCUCGCCGAGUGCUGCGUGCGCUUCAAGCUCCACUUCGAGCGCUUCUUCAACUCGCUCACGGCCGCAGUCGCCAAGCAGGAGAGCAAGAAGCCCGCGGCGGUACAGAAGGACGUGGUGCCGGCGCUGAUUGCGCUCGAACUCUCCAACUCGCAGAACGCCAAGCUCUCGCUCAACGUGGCUGGCGCGCGCAUCGUCGAGACGCUGUUGCAGUUUCCCGCGAGCAUCACGGCGCCGCUGGUUAAGAGCAUCCUCGGCUUGAACGCGCUGCAGCUCGUCGCGCUCUCCAAGGACUCUGUCGGCAGCCGCUGCCUCGUGGAACCCAUCUGGAACAGCGAGAACGACGAGGCCAAGAUCGAGCUCUUCAACAAGUUCAAGGGCCAGUUUGGCACGCUUGCGAUGGACCGCAACGGCGCCUUCUCGGUCAUCAAGUGCUUCAACACCAUGUCGCUCGAGUACAAGACGAUGAUCGCGGAAGAGCUGUCGUUCAUGGACGCCAAGCUCGUCGGCAACCACUUCGCGUCCAUGGUCCUCACCAACUGCAACGUGCAUGAGUUCAAGACGAACGAGGAAAAGUGGCGGUCGACUUACGAGCGCAAGCGCAAGGUCAAGGAGCUCUUCUCGGACCUCGUCGACGAGACGUCCUCCACCAAGAAGGACAAGAAGCAAAAGAAGGACAAGAAGGCAGCCAAGAAGGCCGUCCAGGAGACGACGGAACCCAAGGCCAAGAAAGCCAAGAAAGCCAAGAAGUCCACCUAA
This is a messenger RNA of Saprolegnia parasitica CBS 223.65, 1907 nucleotides long. RefSeq lists its product as hypothetical. The record is from RefSeq and is a predicted model, not a curated record. NCBI's taxonomy places the organism in Eukaryota, Oomycota, Saprolegniomycetes, Saprolegniales, Saprolegniaceae. Gene Ontology annotation, cellular component: nucleolus; 90S preribosome; preribosome, small subunit precursor. The transcript has 8 exons. Gene Ontology annotation, biological process: ribosomal small subunit export from nucleus; endonucleolytic cleavage in ITS1 to separate SSU-rRNA from 5.8S rRNA and LSU-rRNA from tricistronic rRNA transcript (SSU-rRNA, 5.8S rRNA, LSU-rRNA); endonucleolytic cleavage in 5'-ETS of tricistronic rRNA transcript (SSU-rRNA, 5.8S rRNA, LSU-rRNA). The coding region runs from base 24 to 1907 and encodes 627 amino acids. Gene Ontology annotation, molecular function: RNA binding.